Molecule: messenger RNA, 1188 nt
Organism: Nicotiana attenuata
Lineage: Eukaryota; Viridiplantae; Streptophyta; Magnoliopsida; Solanales; Solanaceae
Product: craniofacial development protein 2-like
Exons: 4
Coding region: 1-1188 (395 amino acids)
Biological process (GO): chromatin remodeling
Cellular component (GO): nucleus
Molecular function (GO): catalytic activity
Source: RefSeq, a predicted model, not a curated record
AUGGUGGUGGUGGUGGGGGUGAGCAGGGGGGCGUUGAGCGGUUCUGUGGGUGGGAUGGGAGGCAAGGGUGGGAAGGGGAUAACAGGCACUCAUAGAUUGAGGAUCGGGUCGUGGAACAUAGGCACACUGAUGGGUAAGUCCAUUGAGUUGGCGAAGAUUCUUCAGAAGAGGAGGGUCAGCAUAGCUUGUGUACAGGAGACUAGGUGGGUAGGGUUGAAGGCGAGGAAUGUAGACGAGUUUAAGCUGUGGUAUUCUUGGGUUGUGAGGGGUAAGAAUGGAGUGGGAAUCUUGGUGGAUAGGGAUCUUAGGGAGUCCGUGGUUGAGUUUAGGCGAGUGAAUGAUAGCGCUUACGCGCCGCAAGCAGGCCUGGAUGAGGAGGUUAAGAGGCGCUUUUGGGAGGGCUUGGACGAGUUGGUGAGUAGUAUUCCCCACUCUGAGAAGUUAGUUGUUAGAGGGGACUUUAAUGGCCAUAUUGGGGCUGCUGCUGGUGGUUAUGGCGAGGUGCAUGGUGGCUUUGGCCUUGGGGUUAGGAACGGAGGAGGCACUUCGCUGCUUGAUUUCGCCACGGCUUUCGAGCUUUUGAUUGCGAACUCGUCAUUUCCAAAGAGGGAGGAGCACUUGGUUACUUUCAAAAGUUCGGCGGCGAGGACUCAGAUUGAUUACCUCCUCCUCAGAAGGAGCGAUAGAGGUGUGGUCCCAAUUGGAUAUUUAUGUGGGCCGAAUGUUGUUGAAGAAAGAAACAACACAAUUAAUAAUCCAUCUAGGGCAAUAAUAGAAGAUGGUCCAAACAGUAUAAAUGGACCACAACCUGUUGAAGAGCCUCCACUUGAAGAGUUUGAGACUGUUAUUGGUGGGGAAGGGGCUGCUUCUGGUGGGGAAGAUUUUUCUGGUAAUGUAGAAGAGGAAGUUGAUAGUGUAGAGAAUCUGAAUGGUGGAGAAGGGGCUGAUGAAGAAGAGGUUGCUUUAGAGGUAGCUAGUAGUGAGUCAGAUCUUGAUGAACUUCUUGAGGAGAAUGAUAGAAGCGAUGAGGAGUUCAUUGACUGUUCUGAUACUGGCAGUGAUGAUACUGACGAAGAGGUAGAGUUGGAUUUUCAGCCUGGUGUUGGCCUUCCAAGUAGAAGAAAGAGCACAAAUGUUAGAUAUAACACUGAAUGUGAAGUGGCAAUUUUUGAUUUGGGCAUGAUAUAA